CAGUUCCUUUCACUCUCAGUAUUUGAACAAGUUUCCUGCUGAACAAGCAAAGCCAAAGCGACGAAGAGAAGAAGAAGAAAAAGAGAAAAACAGAGAGAAGUUUAAGCUUGAAGUUUGUUGUAAUGGAUGUUAUAAAGGUACAGCAGAUCUCGACGAGACCAAUCGAGAAGGUGAUUGUGCAUCCUCUUGUUCUCAUAAGCAUCGUCGAUAACUAUAACAGAGUCGCCAAGGACACUCGAAAGCGCGUCGUUGGGGUCCUUCUCGGCUCCACUUUCAAAGGCACUGUUGAUGUCUCCAACAGCUACGCAGUCCCCUUUGAGGAAGAUGAAAACGACCCAAGUAUCUGGUUUCUUGAUCACAAUUACCAUGAAUCUAUGUUUUCCAUGUUCAAGAGAAUAAAUGCAAAGGAGCAUGUUGUUGGAUGGUACAGUACAGGUCCAAAACUGCGAGAGAAUGACCUGGAUAUUCAUGGAUUAUUUAAUGACUAUGUUCCAAAUCCUGUCUUGGUGAUAAUUGAUGUCCAACCUAAAGAGCUGGGAAUACCUACAAAAGCUUACUGCACUGUUGAAGAGGUGAAAGAGAAUGCCACUCAGAAAAGCCAGAAUGUGUUUGUGCAUGUUCCCUCUGAAAUUGCUGCUCAUGAGGUUGAGGAAAUUGGUGUGGAACACUUGCUUCGGGAUGUGAAGGAUACAACUAUUAGUACCCUUGCAACAGAGGUAACUGCAAAACUUACAGCAUUGAAGGGGUUAGAUGCACGAUUGCGGGAGAUACGGAGUUAUCUUGACCUUGUUAUCGAUAAAAAGCUCCCUCUGAACCACGAGAUCUUGUACCAUCUACAGGAUGUAUUCAACUUACUUCCAAACCUCAAUGUGGCUGAGUUGGUGAAGGCCUUUUCUGUGAAAACAAAUGAUAUGAUGUUAGUUACUUAUCUUUCUUCAGUCAUUCGAAGUGUAAUUGCUCUCCACAACUUGAUAAACAACAAGAGCUGCAUGGGAAUCGUUCGCUGUUGUUUAAAGCUAGGUAUGACUGUCCACUUUUGAUGAUUAAUUAUAUAUUAUUUUCCAGUACUAAACCUAAUUCUUGAAUAGAAAAUAGCUUAUGCCUACAAGUUAGACCCUGCUUUGGAAUUUAUUGUUCUUCUUAAUUAUCUGUUGGAAUAUCUCUUGCGACUUGAAGGUUAUAGAAAACUGAACUUUGCAAAGAUCACUCAUAUUUGUUUGUGCUUGGUUACUGAACUGAGAACUUGAAUUUCAUCAACUUGCCAUGUUAUGCAUGCCAAUUUCAAUAAGCUCCACAUGUUAAGCAUGCCUGCAACAAGUUUUGUUUUUCGAUCAGCUAAUAUCAUCUGUCGGUAACUUCAGCUUAAGCCAUCUAUAAUUUAUGAUGAACAUCAUUUGCAUCUCAUUUUUUACUAAGUACACCCUACUUUAGUGUGUAUUUAAAGGGUUAAUGGGAUGUACUUAGUAAAAAACGGGGUGCAAA
Messenger RNA from Tripterygium wilfordii, 1482 nucleotides. RefSeq names its product 26S proteasome non-ATPase regulatory subunit 7 homolog A-like. Gene Ontology annotation, molecular function: protein binding; metallopeptidase activity. The record is from RefSeq and is a predicted model, not a curated record. Gene Ontology annotation, biological process: proteasome-mediated ubiquitin-dependent protein catabolic process. Lineage: Eukaryota; Viridiplantae; Streptophyta; Magnoliopsida; Celastrales; Celastraceae. The transcript is spliced from 10 exons. The coding region runs from base 123 to 1040 and encodes 305 amino acids. Gene Ontology annotation, cellular component: proteasome complex; proteasome regulatory particle.